Magallana angulata is the source of this 1322-nucleotide messenger RNA. RefSeq names its product deoxyribose-phosphate aldolase-like. Gene Ontology annotation, molecular function: deoxyribose-phosphate aldolase activity. Lineage: Eukaryota; Metazoa; Mollusca; Bivalvia; Ostreida; Ostreidae. The coding region runs from base 33 to 992 and encodes 319 amino acids. Gene Ontology annotation, biological process: deoxyribonucleotide catabolic process; carbohydrate catabolic process. The transcript is spliced from 2 exons. The record is from RefSeq and is a predicted model, not a curated record. Gene Ontology annotation, cellular component: cytoplasm.
AGUUUGUCACAUAUAGCUGAACACAACUAAACAUGUCGGCCAGAAAUCCUGGAGUGGAGUACGAUUCAAGCUGGUUUGAUAAUAUCCACGUCAAUUUACCUGCUGUCAAGCGCAGGGCAGAAACUCUAGGGACCCGAAGAACAGUAAAGAAGCAAUGGCAAGCUGCAUGGUUGCUGCGGGCUGUCACAUGCAUUGAUCUUACAACUUUGGCAGGGGACGAUACUCCAUCAAAUGUGUCCAGGUUGUGUUUUAAGGCAGCACAUCCUGUCGGUAAGGAUAUCCUUAAAGCCAUGGAGAUGGAUAAUGAGGGUAUUACAGUUGGUGCAGUUUGUGUGUAUCCCAACCGAGUAGCUGAUUGUGUAAAAUACCUUAAAGCUGCAAAUCGCCCUGACAUCCCGGUGGCCUCAGUAGCCACAGGAUUUCCUACUGGACAGGUGCCCCUCAAAACACGUCUAGAGGAAAUAAAAAUGGCAGUAGCAGAUGGGGCCAAAGAGAUUGACAUUGUCAUCAAUCGCCAGUUUGCCUUGGAGGGUAACUGGAGGGGUGUGUAUGAUGAAGUCCGCAUGAUGAGGGAGGCUUGUGGAGAGGCUCACAUGAAGACCAUAUUGGCCACCGGUGAAUUAGGCUCCAUGGUCAAUAUCUACAAAGCAAGCAUGGCUUGUAUGAUGGCAGGAGCAGAUUUCAUCAAAACAUCUACAGGAAAAGAGGGAGUGAAUGCUAUUUUGCCAGUGGCCCUUGUAAUGGUUCGAGCCAUACGAGAGUUUUACCAAGUGACUGGAUACAAAGUUGGCUUUAAACCUGCAGGGGGAAUAAGGAGUGCUAAAGAUGCUUGCACUUGGCUGUCCUUAAUGAAAGAAGAGCUGGGUGAUGAAUGGUUGUCCCCUCAUUUGUUUCGCAUUGGAGCCAGUGCUCUUCUGAUCGAUAUCGAAAGACAGCUGUUCCAUUUCGUAUAUGGUAGAUACGCAGCUGCCCAUGAAAUCCCUAUGUCAUAACAGAUAUGAGUGCAUAUGAAGGGGAAAAGUUACCAAGGAUCUGUUUCUUGAAGACACUGCUAGACUUUACAAGAUAGUUUGUUAAAAGUGCUAGAUAAUCAGUAGUACUCUCAUUAAGGAAACGUCAGGAAUGAUUUUGUUAUGAUUGUUAUUAACCAUACUGGUAGUUAAAAUUCCUUGAUACCAAUUAAGAUGAAUUUGAUUCAGAAAUGAAUGAACCAGUAGUUCUUAGUCUCUCCUUUUUUCCCAGUAACUAGAGAAUAAUGCCAUAUUCAAUUUGUUUUUAUUUUUAAAAUAUUUUACAAAGGACACUAUUUGUUUUCCCAUAAA